CCUCUACUAUAUAGUACCAACCUCCUCUUCCUCCUCCCCAUCACAGCAGCACGCCAAUUAUUAUUAUUAUUUUUAAUAUUAAUAUCAGAUCCAAUCGAAUGGCCGCCGUGGAUGAGCAGAAAUGGGUGCUGAUGGUGACGGCGCAGACGCCCACCAACAUCGCGGUGAUCAAGUACUGGGGCAAGAGGGACGAGUCCCUCAUCCUGCCCGUCAACGACAGCAUCAGCGUCACCCUCGACCCCGACCAUCUCUGCACCACCACCACCGUCUCCGUCAGCCCUUCCUUCUCCCACGACCGCAUGUGGCUCAACGGCGACGAGAUUUCCCUCUCCGGCGGCCGAUUCCAGAGAUGUCUCAGGGAGAUUCGCAGCCGCGCCUGCGAUGUUCACGAUGAAAGUAAGGGAAUCCACAUCACUAAGAAGGAUUGGGAGAAGCUGCAUGUACAUAUCGCUUCCUACAACAAUUUCCCUACCGCUGCCGGAUUGGCUUCCUCCGCCGCCGGCUUUGCUUGUCUCGUUUUCGCCCUCGGAAAGUUGAUGAACGUAAAGGAAGAUCAGAGCCAGCUUUCUGCUAUUGCAAGGCAAGGGUCAGGCAGUGCUUGUCGCAGCUUGUACGGUGGAUUUGUCAAGUGGAUCAUGGGAAAAGAUGACAAGGGAACCGACAGUCUUGCAGUUCAACUUGCAGAUGAGAAGCACUGGGAUGAGCUCGUCAUUAUAAUUGCUGUGGUAAGUUCAAGGCAGAAGGAAACAAGUAGUACUACAGGAAUGCGUGAUACCGUUGAAACAAGUUUACUCUUACAACAUAGAGCGAAGGAAGUAGUGCCCAAACGCAUAAUAAAAAUGGAAGAAGCCAUUAGGAAUCGUGAUUUUGCUUCUUUUGCACAGUUGUCCUGUACCGACAGUAACCAGUUUCAUGCUGUCUGCCUGGACACAUGUCCUCCCAUUUUCUACAUGAAUGAUACAUCCCACAGGAUAAUCAGCCUUGUCGAGAAGUGGAACCGUUCAGAAGGAACACCUCAGGUGGCCUAUACAUUUGAUGCGGGCCCGAAUGCGGUUAUGAUUGCACGUGACAGAAAAACUGCCACCCUUUUGCUUCAGAAGCUUCUUUACACUUUCCCUCCAAAUUCUGAUGCGGAUUUGAACAGUUUUGUUCUUGGUGACAAGUCAAUUUUGAAAGAUGCUGGUAUUAACUGCCCGGAGGAUAUUGCAUCUUUGCCCCCACCUCCAGAAAUCAAGGGCCAGCAGUAUAAAGGAGAUGUUAGUUACUUCAUCUGCACAAGACCUGGGAGAGGUCCAGUGGUGUUGUCAGAUGAAACAAAAUUUCUUCUCGACCCUGAAACUGGGAUGCCGAAGCAAAACCAAGAUUUGCCAUGAGAUGAUUGGCUUGAGUUUCUAUCGGUUUUACAGUUUGUGUUGCUUAUUCCAUGUAUUUCAAUCCAAUUAUGGCUUCUGUACUCAUUUUCUUCUUGACUCAAUAAUGAAUAAAUUGUCUAUUCUUACAUUUGAAAGUGUUGCAUCUGUCUGGAGAUGUGGGAGGAUAGCAUUUGUGACUACUGUACUAAACGUCUAAACUUGCAGUUCACUCUGCACUGUCCAUUGGAAUAAACGUGAGCACUGAUUUUGUGGUUCAAAUUUAAUGAAUGAACCUCUUAUACCU
Messenger RNA from Fragaria vesca subsp. vesca, 1656 nucleotides. RefSeq names its product diphosphomevalonate decarboxylase-like. Gene Ontology annotation, biological process: isoprenoid biosynthetic process; isopentenyl diphosphate biosynthetic process, mevalonate pathway. The record is from RefSeq and is a predicted model, not a curated record. The transcript has 10 exons. Lineage: Eukaryota; Viridiplantae; Streptophyta; Magnoliopsida; Rosales; Rosaceae. Gene Ontology annotation, molecular function: diphosphomevalonate decarboxylase activity; ATP binding. Bases 99 to 1373 code for a protein of 424 amino acids. Gene Ontology annotation, cellular component: cytosol.